GAUUUGAGCAGUCAGAGGUCUUUUUAGGAGAGCAACUUGGUCUCACUCUUGCCUAGAUAGGAGAAGUUGUGGCUGAAGACAGUGUGGCAUGUCAUGUCCCUAGUAAAUGCCAAAUAAGUGCAAGUGGUAAUAUGAUGCCAUAGAAUAUCCUCCAAUUAAUGCUGGAAAUGGAAUUAUAGACUGUUAUGUUCUCAGCGUGCUUGAGGGCAUCUUCCUCAGGUCUCAGGCCUCUAGCAGUCAUCUUUCUUGGCAAGGUUCCUCAGUCUAUUCCUGUCUUUGGGCUUCACUGUGGACAUCAUAGUACACUGGACUUCAGCAUCUCUUCAGGCUGGUCUUCAGCUAACGUUGAGCACACUUGAGCGAGCAAUGACAAAGCCAAGUGCUAUUUGAGAAUAGUUGUUAAUUCAGAAAAGCAUUUCAAUCAAAACUUAUGAUGAAGAGAGCAGCCCGUUCCCUCGCCAACCUGACCAGGUGCCUAGGAGCUGUCAGCACACUGAUGGCCUGCACGCUUUAAGAAGACUGGAGACCAGUGGUGAUAGAACUGUGAUCUGUGUUUCUCAUGUAGUGUUUUUUGGCCACCAUGAGAUUUUUAUGCUCAUCCUGUGAGCACAAAUAGAAUAGCUAGGCAGCUCCUUAAGGUAAUGCAGCCUGAAUCAAGACGUCUCCAAAUCUUCCAGGACAGAGCAGCUAUUCCACUACAAAUUUGUGAUAGGUUUUUUCAUUGUAUUUUGCAGGAUGCAAUGCAGGAGGUUAACCUUUAUCAAAACCUAUGUACUUGUUUUUGCAGCAGCACUAGGCAGUCUGAAGUCUACAUCGCAAAUGUCUCCAUCACUUAGAUGACUCAAUUGUUUCACUCAAGGCUAGAAUACAUGUUAUCUUAAAUUAUUUCACCCAUAACUAAAAUGCAGCUGGCGCUUUCCUGCAGCAAUAAUGUCUCGCAUCAUGGGAAAGGUGACCCUUUUGCAAGAAUAUGAGCGCAACAUCUGCUCUCUUCAAAAGCUUUCAAGUCUCCCACGUGUUUAUGCAGAGCAGUUGUUAAUACCUCAGUGUGAUAGACCAUGUGAGGAGCUAGCCUGCCUGCACAAGAAGCUAGUUUUGAGUCAGUGUUCCAGAAAAUUUAGGCUGUGCUGUUGGACAAGUGUCUCGACUGACAUCUUGCAGGCUGGUGAGUCGGGGCGCUCUCACGCAGGCUGGGUAUCUUGGUAUAAGUGUGGAACAGCUUGGCUCAAUUUCUUAAUUGCAUACAGGGCUUUCUAGAAAAAUCCAAAUUUCAGCUUCACCUGGAGUAAGCCUGAAAUAUAACUGUUCUCUGUGCAGGCUUCUGACUCAGCACUCAAUUUCUCCCUGCUUUCUCUCUGCUCUGCAGAGGCACAGGCAGAGAAUAACGAUUUCUCUGUCCAGCUGGAGGCAACUAGAAGAAAUUUGGGGUGCUUCUUGCCAGGUUCCUGUCACCUAGCACUCGACUGAGCUCUGGCUGAAGAUCAGCAGCUUGUCCUGCGAGGAGGGCACUGCAUCUCUCCGUGCAAACAGAGGAACUGAACGGAAUUUCCCUUUACGCUGCCCUUGUCCUCCAGAAAAAGCCUGACGCUCAGGAGCCGCUUCUUGGGGGAGAUCACCUGUCUCGAUAUUUCCAGUGGUGGAGGGCUUGGCGUGUCUACCAGCACGGAUGGGACCAUGAAAAUCUGGCAGGCUGCAAAUGGAGAAAUAAGAAGACUAUUGGAAGGCCAUGUGUAUGAUGUGAAUUGUUGCAGGUUUUUCCCAUCGGGCCUUGUGGUUCUGAGUGGGGGAAUGGAUGCCCAACUAAAGAUCUGGUCGGCAGAAGAUGCCAGCUGCGUAGUAACAUUUAAAGGUCACAAAGGAGGUAUUUUGGACACUGCCAUUGUGGAUCGGGGAAGAAACGUCCUUUCCUGCUCUAGAGAUGGCACUGCCCGUCUCUGGGACUGUGGGAAGUCUGCCUGUCUGGGAGUCAUCGCUGACUGUGGCUCUCCUGUCAACGGCAUUGCCGUGGGCGCUGCUGACAACUCACUGAACCUGGGCACACCUGAAAAAGCUCCCAGUGAACGUGAGAUUGGGACAGAAGGGAAAAUCCUGUUGUUGGCCCGAGAAGACAAGAAGCUUCAAGGAGUGGGACUGCAGAGCAGGCAGCCGGUGUUUCUCUUUGUCGGAUCUGAUGCGUUUAACUGCUGUACGUUCCUCUCAAGUACCUAUUUCCUAGCAGGGACUCAGGAUGGGAACAUAUAUCAGCUGGAUGUGAGAAACACAAACACUCCCAUCCAGGUCAUUCACAGAUCAGGAGCACCAGUGCUUUCUCUGCUCCCUUACCAAGAUGGAUUUAUUGCUGGCCAAGGUGAUGGAACCUGUUUUAUCGUUCAGCAAGACCUCGAUUACGUCAUCGAUCUCACAGAAGCAGACUGUGACCCUGUGUACAAGGUAUCUUAUUGGGAGAAGCAGAUUUACACGUGCUGCAGAGACGGGAUGGUGAGGAGAUACCAACUUUCCGACCUUUGAAGGUUUGGAUCGGCUGAAUAUCCGAGAGAAGCGUUGGAACUGCCGUCCAGGGAAAUAAGCUUGGAAGAGCUUUGUUUGAGAUAUGUAUAAAGAAGCGUCUUGAGCUUAUCGUAGUGACCAGGCUGUAUAUAAAGCUUGUGGCGAGGGGUGAUGUUUCUUGCCGACGACGUUGAUGUAGAGGGGGUCGGCUUUCCCUUUGGUAAGCGGCUCCAAGGUGUUGAGAGAGGAUCUUGCACCAUCUGCUGUAUAAUUACAGGUUGUUUGCUUUUCUACUGUUCUCUCUGUAACUGCUUUUUGUAGGGGGUGGUGGGGGGAGAAUCAGCUGGGGCUGCUGAAGG
Molecule: messenger RNA, 2846 nt
Organism: Struthio camelus australis
Lineage: Eukaryota; Metazoa; Chordata; Aves; Struthioniformes; Struthionidae
Source: RefSeq, a predicted model, not a curated record